This is a messenger RNA of Rhopalosiphum maidis (corn leaf aphid), 1194 nucleotides long. RefSeq names its product prothymosin alpha-like. The transcript is spliced from 3 exons. The coding region runs from base 184 to 585 and encodes 133 amino acids. The record is from RefSeq and is a predicted model, not a curated record. NCBI's taxonomy places the organism in Eukaryota, Metazoa, Arthropoda, Insecta, Hemiptera, Aphididae.
UCCAUUGUUGCCGCCGCUACCGACGCUUCUUCUCAUUCGCGAAACUCAAACGCCGCGUCUCUUCCCUUUGUCGCGCUCGCUCUACGGUUUAUUUAUUCCGAGUCCGUUACCGAACGCACAACACAGUUCCUAUUCGCUUUUCGCUUGCCCUUCUGUCUACAAACUCUAAAAAUACCGCACACAAUGGCCGACGUUGUAGCUGAUGUUAGUGAAUCAAUCACCACCCCAGAAAAGAAAGUAGUAGAAUCGCCAGUAAAAGAUAAGAAGGUGCCAGAUUCUCCAGCCAAGAAAGUUGAAUCUCCAGUGAAAGAAAAGGCUGCUGAAAAUGGAUCUGCAAAAGCUGAAGAGGAAGACGAUGAAGUAAAAGAAAAUGGUGCUUCAGAAGAAGAAGAAGAGGAUGUUGAAAAAGAACAGAAUGGUGACACCAAAGACGAAGAAGAAACUGACAGUUGUCAAAAGGGUGUUAAGAGGAAAUCUGGUGCUUCUGAAGCAGCAGUUGAAUCUGAAGACAAUGAGAAGAAGGCUAAAUUAGAAGAAGCUGAAGAAGAUCCAGCUACUGCAGAGCCCCAAUUUGUCGAAGCGUAAACAUAUGUCCAUGACAUUAAAUUAUUCUAGACCCUGCCCUCCUUUUGUUAUAAUGAUAACUACCAUUUUGACUUCGAAGCAGAUCUCUUUGAUACAUGAAUUAUAAACUCUCCAUGUUCAAUUUGUUAACUGCUCCAAAUUAUAAUAUGACGUACAAAAUGUUUCCUUUUCUCAAAACUCGACAGCUCCGCGGUACUUUGAUAAUUAAUUAAUUAAUUUUAAACUUAAUUUUAAGUUAAUGGUUUUUUUUUACGUCUUAAUGAACUUGGUCAAUUUUUAUUUUAUAUCUUUUUACUAUAGGAUAUGGUAAAAUUAUAUUAUACAAAAGUAUAGUUUUAGACAAGGGAUGGUUUCUUUUUAAUAUUAAUAUUGAAAACUAUCAAUAUUUCUUUUAAACUACAAUGUAAGUAGCUAGAAAAUUAGUAAUACCUGUUGUGGUCCCACUAGUAAGGUUUUUGUAUUAUAUUCUACUUUAAAUUUAAAUAAACAAUUUAUCUAUAAGUUCAAAGUGGAAUACAUUUUUAAAACUAUGGUUGUAAUUACAAUUUACCUAUUUAGGAUAAUACAGUUCUAGUAUUAAAUAUAUUUACCUAUGGUAAUUAUAUAUAU